Molecule: messenger RNA, 1117 nt
Organism: Rhopalosiphum padi (bird cherry-oat aphid)
Lineage: Eukaryota; Metazoa; Arthropoda; Insecta; Hemiptera; Aphididae
Product: cell cycle checkpoint protein RAD1-like
Exons: 6
Coding region: 176-1006 (276 amino acids)
Biological process (GO): DNA damage checkpoint signaling; DNA repair
Cellular component (GO): nucleus; checkpoint clamp complex
Molecular function (GO): 3'-5' exonuclease activity
Source: RefSeq, a predicted model, not a curated record
AAAAUUCCGUCGUCUAACUUCGAAUUUGAUUUUGACAGUUUGACACUGGUUUUAUAACUUAUAAAGUUAUAAAUUAUAAUUGGUUUUUGUUAGUUAAAAUAUUGAAAUGUUAUGUAGUUUUAUUCUUACAUAAAUGUGAUUAUUUCAAUUUAAUAUAGUGUCAUCAUUAUAAAUUAUGGAGAUUGAUGGUAAUGGUUCAUUUGAAGAGAAAUAUCUUUUGGUCGCUAAAGCUGACAAUGUUAAACACAUUUCGUCUUUGUUGAAGGCAGUUAAUUUUAAAGACGUCGGUGUAUGUUUUGCAACUGAACAUGGUUUAAAAAUUGUGGUAGAAGAUUCAAAAUGUGUACAAGCAAACACUUUUAUAGGCAGUGAAAUAUUUCAAGAGUAUCACCUUAAUGAUGAUACGGUUGCUUUUCGUGUUGACCUCAAUACAUUGAUUGAGUGUCUGACAAUCUUCGAUGGGUGUUCAACUAAUCCUAGUUCCACAACUGCUUUAAAGUUGACAUACAAAGAAUAUGGUUCUCCGGUGAAAUUAUUGUUAGAAGAAGGAGGUAUCAUUACCGACUGCUCGUUAAGAACAAUGGAAGUGUUCGAUAUCCUUGACUUCAGUAUACCAGCAGAAUCGACUACCAGUAAAAUUAUAUUAAGAUCCUCUGAUUUUAAAGAUAUUCUCAGUGACAUUGAUGGCACUUCUGAUUAUGUAGAGUUUACAUUUUCUGAAGAGCCACAGUAUUUUAAAAUUUUAACUUCUGGAAUUGCAGGAAAAUGUAGUGUUGAGAUUCCGUCCAAAAGUGAAAUAAUGGAACAGUUUGUUUGCAGUUCAACGAUUACUGUUAAAUAUAAAUAUAAACAAAUUAAACCUUUUUUAAAAUGUAUGAACAUAUCACAGAAAACAUUGAUACGUACAAAUGAGGAAGGACUGUUGUGCUGUCAAUUCAUGGUGCAAGUAGACAGCCACACUUGUUAUUUAGAAUAUUUUUGUACACCGAUUGUUGAUGAAGACUGAUGCAUCAAUUGUAAACAUAACAUAUUUUUUCAUUUCAUAAUAUGUUACUACAAAUUAUUAAUUGUUACUUAAUUUUAUAAUACAACUAAGACUAAUGUAAAUUAUGUUAUG